UUCUAUUAUUUAUUUCAGACGACUGGGACUCUUAAGGCAGUCAACUUAUAAAUAAAACAGUCAAUGAACGUGGGGUUUAGUCGUACCGAAUUAUCCGUAGAACUCAGCUGAAAAUUGCUGAAAAUUUAGUACGUUUCAAACCUUAAUAGAACUAUGCUAGUGAACAUUUAAAGAAGGGAUAAAUAUAUAAACAGUCGACAAAAUGCCCGAAAAAACUGCAGGAAUUCAGUGUUGUCAAAGCAGUGGUUCGUUGGGAUCGGAAGUGAUGGAGGAACCGGUGAAUUUUGACAAUGGAAUCAGCUACGAAAAAGACGUUUUGGCACCGCUUAACAACAAUGUGAUCAUCCCUGUGAGCCAGAAGAGUCACUAUGUUUUUCCGAAACGUCAGAGGGUGGACUUGGAAUUUUCCGAUUUGACUUUCACCAGCUCUAGCUGGUCUAUGACCAAAUUUCAAAAAGAAAAUAAAAAAAUUCUUCAUGGAAUUUCGGGGACAUUCAAGUCAGGGGAGCUGUCGGUAAUAAUGGGACCAUCAGGAGCAGGAAAAAGCACUCUGUUGAACAUUCUAGCAGGAUUCACCACAAGAGGAAGUACGGGAACCGUGAAACUCAACGGCACAACACGAAACCAAAGCCAACGGUUCAGAAAACUAUCGGCCUACAUUCCGCAAGACGAAGAGUUGCGCCUAGGAUUGACCGUCAUGGAGGCCAUGAUUUUCGCCGCCAAUUUGAAACUGGGUUACUCCGUCUCUCAUCAGUACAAGAAACAACAGGUCGUGGAAAUAUUAGGGCUAUUGGGUCUAGAUCAAAGUCAUCACACUCUCACUUCUCGACUAUCCGGAGGCCAGCGCAAGAGGUUGGCCGUUGCACUCGAGCUGUUAAGUAACCCGCCUAUUUUGUUCUUGGAUGAACCAACAACUGGCUUGGAUAGUUCAUCUUGCAGUCAAUGCCUUUACCUCUUCAAGCGAUUAGCUCAGGAAGGCCGCACUAUCGUAUGCACGAUUCAUCAGCCAUCGGCUUUGCUGUUUGAAAUGUUUGACAAGCUGUAUGCUCUCUCAGCAGGAAAAUGUAUUUACGACGGGCCAAGCACUCAGUUGGUUCCUUAUUUCAAUAACUUCAAUGUGAAGUGCCCUCCCUACCAUAACCCAGCAGAUUUUCUCAUGGAGGUAGCAAUGGGAGACCAUGGAGUUGAUUUGAACCAAUUGGCUGCAGCAGUGCAACAGCAACAACUCAUAGAACGAACCAAUCCGACCAAAGACAAAGACUUGCCUCUGAAAGACGUACCAAUGAUCCUUAACAGUGACACGCCUUCAAUCUCUCCUGCGCCAGUGAUAAUGCAGUUUUUCCUUCUAUAUAAACGGAACCUUUUGCAGACUAGGAGAAAUUGGUUGUAUCCAUUGAAUCGACUUCUAGCUCAUAUUGUGAUAGGUUUCAUUUUCGGCUAUUUAUACCGAGGAGUGGGAGCAAACGCCAAUCAAAUUCUAGCCAAUUAUGUGUACCUCUAUGGCACCAUGUUACUCAACGUUUAUACUGGGAAAAUGUCGGUUACCUUAUCAUUUCCUCUGGAGAUGAAAAUUCUUACAAGAGAACACUUCAAUCGAUGGUACAAGCUGUCUCCAUACCUCAUGUCUGUGAUAUUAAUUGAAAUACCUUUUCAGGUUCUCUGCACGUGGACUUAUAUAGUGAUUUCCUACUGGCUGACUAGUCAACCUUUGGACUAUCGGGCGUAUCUUUUUGUUCUUUUUGUCACCAUUGGAACAUUAUGCGCACAAUCGAUGGGCUACUUCAUCGGAGCUACCACCAGUACAAAGAUUGCCGUUUUUAUCGGCCCAGUGCUGGCGUGCUGUUUCUCUAUUUUUGGCUUCUGCUUGAAACGCUCCGAUACUCCAGCCGUCUUUCAAUGGUUGUUCACAGUUAGCUACUUCCGAGCGGCUUUCCAUGGAGUUGUGGUAUCAGUCUAUGGAUUCAACAGGAAAGAUCUCUACUGUCCUGAAGAGGAACUCUACUGCCACUACGCUGAUCCUUCGAAAUUCUUAAAGGAAAUGGAUAUUGUUAAUAUCGAUCUUGUGUCGAAUAUAUCCAUGGUGCUGUUUAUCUGGUGUCUGAUGCAUACGGCUACUUAUCUAACACUGUGGUUGAAAUUGAAUAAAAGAUAGAAUACCUUGUUGGAACCGAAGAGAGUCCUAAAAUAUGUCGUUUAGUUGUCGCCGUGUACGGUUGGGCUGUGAUAGUUUAGGACUUUUUGCCAGUAACACUUUUAGAGCAAGCUGGCCUUGACUGGAUUUAUGGAUAAAAUUCCCAGAAACCGAAUAAAUCAAAAUGAAGCUUGAUAUGACAUUUUUCUGCUGGAGUUCCAGUUGGUCCGUCGGCCAGAUACAUAUACGCAUAGUUAGCUGAAUUGUGUUUUAUUGCACGUUAUUUUAUUGACGUAUUAAAUGUUCUGUAUUAGCUGGUUAUGCAACGUUUAAUCUUUAUAGAUCCUCCACUGCGAGUUGGUAUGGAGUUUCUUCCAAAAUUUGGUAUUCUUGUUUACUGUUAAUGAUUAGGUGUAAGGAAUUUAGUCUAAGAAAAAUUGUAUUUUUAAAUAUUUAUAUUAGAUUGUUUUUAAAUAAAAGUCAACAGUUCAAAAUAUGUGCAUUUUGAAUUGUUGGACACCAAAAGCAGUGCUGAUUGUUCAAGGUUUUUGGCUAAUUUUUUUCUUAAACGUUAGUGUAUUGUUUUUUAAUAGACCACUGAUUAAAUUACCUUUAAAAAUUGAAA
Molecule: messenger RNA, 2756 nt
Organism: Dendroctonus ponderosae (mountain pine beetle)
Lineage: Eukaryota; Metazoa; Arthropoda; Insecta; Coleoptera; Curculionidae
Product: ATP-binding cassette sub-family G member 1
Exons: 12
Coding region: 203-2152 (649 amino acids)
Cellular component (GO): plasma membrane
Molecular function (GO): ATP binding; ABC-type transporter activity; ATP hydrolysis activity
Source: RefSeq, a predicted model, not a curated record